This is a messenger RNA of Lichtheimia ornata, 1077 nucleotides long. Its product is annotated as chlorophyll synthesis pathway protein BchC. The coding region runs from base 1 to 1077 and encodes 358 amino acids. The record is from RefSeq and is a predicted model, not a curated record. Gene Ontology annotation, molecular function: zinc ion binding; L-iditol 2-dehydrogenase (NAD+) activity. NCBI's taxonomy places the organism in Eukaryota, Fungi, Mucoromycota, Mucoromycetes, Mucorales, Lichtheimiaceae. Gene Ontology annotation, biological process: D-sorbitol catabolic process. The transcript has 2 exons.
AUGGCCGAAAGUCAACAACAAUCGAAUUAUGGCGUGCUAUUGAAUAAGCCGAAUGAUCUUCAAGUCGUUGAGAUUCCCGUACCUACUCCAAAAGCUGGUGAAGCUCAAGUCAAAGUGAUGGCGACGGGUAUUUGUGGUUCUGAUGUACAUCUAUGGAAACAUGGUAGCAUUGGUAUCUUUUCAAUGACGGAGCCUUUAUUGCUGGGACACGAAAGCGCGGGUGUGGUCACUGCUGUGGGUCCUGGCGUUACCGAUUUAAACGUAGGAGAUCGUGUAGCCAUUGAAGCAGGCAUUCCAUGUUCUCGAUGUGAUCAAUGUAUGCAAGGUCGUUAUCAUUUAUGUCCUGAUGUCGUAUUCAAGUCGACCCCACCGGAUGAUGGGCUAUUGGCACAAUACAUUUGCCAUCCUGCUCGUUGGCUACACAAGAUCCCGGACUCGAUUUCAUAUCAAGAAGGUGCCCUCUUGGAACCUUUGAGUGUUGCCAUAUCAGCUAUCGAGCGUGUAGGUGUUUCAUUUGGUCGAUCCUUGUUGAUUACUGGAUGUGGUCCUAUCGGAUUAAUGGUCCUUGCAGUAGCAAGAGCCAUUGGCGUAAGUCCGAUCAUUGUCACUGAUGUACAACCAAGUCGCCUUGCCUAUGCUGAAAGAAUGGGUGCCGAUUAUACAUAUCAAGUCAACCCACGUUUAACCGAUGUCGACAUUGCUCGUGAUAUUCGUGCCCUUGUUGAUCAAGAAGGAGGUGCGGGUGUGGAUUAUUCGCUCGAGUGCACAGGGAUUGAAUCCUCUUUUCGAGCUGCCAUCAUGGCUACCAAGGAUGCAGGCACCUGUUGUCUUGUGGGCGUAGGCAAGAAUGAUCAAACACUACCCGUCAACAAUUUUGCCAUGCGUGAAGUGGAUAUCAAGGGGCUUUUCCGUUACCAUCACACGUACCCACGUGCUAUUGCCCUUAUGGCUAGUGGCAAAUUGGAUGUCAAACAUUUGAUCACACACCAAUAUGCAUUCAUGGAUGCAGUCAAAGCCUUUGAGACUGCAGCCGAUUAUUCCACAGGAGCUAUCAAGGUUCAAAUUAUCAAUGAAUAA